GGUCUUUGUGGAGCAUUUGUCCCCUGUAUUCUGGCAUGUAGGAUGGCUUCAGACUUCGGAGAGUGCUGCUGCCUGCCAUGUCUGCCGGGCACUUUGCUCGCCAUGAGGACCGGCGUCAGGGAACGAUAUCACAUCCCGGGAACUAUCUGCAAUGACUGCGUGUGCCUGACGUUCUGCGGACAGUGCACGCUUUGUCAGUUGGCCCGUGAGCUGAAACAAAGGAACUGAUGGGACCGUACGGAGACACGCCGAGCCUCAAUGGACUGUAACAUACAGAGGGAUGGUCGCUGACUGACCACCGCACCCAAUGUGGAAGGAAGUGGCGCCAUACUGUGCACACAAAGCCCCUAUACACCUGCCCACCGCACCCCACCACUGGCCGUACCGAGAAGGACGACUGCCCUCUCUCCAUGUUAUAUAAUAUUCUCC
Messenger RNA from Bufo gargarizans (Asiatic toad), 429 nucleotides. Its product is annotated as cornifelin homolog. The annotation marks the transcript as partial. The transcript has 2 exons. Lineage: Eukaryota; Metazoa; Chordata; Amphibia; Anura; Bufonidae. The record is from RefSeq and is a predicted model, not a curated record. Gene Ontology annotation, cellular component: cornified envelope.